Molecule: messenger RNA, 2991 nt
Organism: Mizuhopecten yessoensis (Yesso scallop)
Lineage: Eukaryota; Metazoa; Mollusca; Bivalvia; Pectinida; Pectinidae
Product: cyclic nucleotide-binding domain-containing protein 2-like
Exons: 13
Coding region: 565-2643 (692 amino acids)
Source: RefSeq, a predicted model, not a curated record
UUCACGGAUGCCUUACUCUACCGGAACAGAUUAUUUCAGAAAGCGAAACAUGUGUAUGUAAUAUACGAUUUCUUAUGUUAAUAGGUAUUAUUGAGGUACGUUUGCUCUUUCAGUUAAGAAGCUCUCUAUUACACCAUAGGGUGCAGGGACACAUGGGUAGAUAUGAUGUAUAUACUCACACAUGUUUGAUUUAGAUACAUAUUAGGAACUAGUGAUGUGAGAUGGUGUUAUUGGCUGAAUUCAAUGCAUACAGCAGUGACAUGGAGUCAAUGGGAUUGGCCCGGAGAAGUACACAGAGUUAAUCUCGCGCUCUUCUGAUGUAAAGCCCGUAUUGAUACAUCAUGAAAGAGUUAUCAAAUUGCGAAGUUCUAAAUAGGCAAAAUUAUGGUAAUAAAGAGGCUAGAAACUGAAAAAAAAUAUUGCUAAAGUCGACUUCAGUGAAAUGGAAGGGAAAGUACCGACCGUUUGAUAUAGACGGACACAAUACUGUUCGCAUAUGGGAGUAUUCAAGAGACAGAUAAAGUAUGGAUAUAUAAGACUUGUAAUUACAAAGGGAAGAAAACCAUGGCAACCGAUCGCCAUGGAUAUCGACGGGAGAGAACCAAUAUUUCUCAUCGCGAGAAUUCAACUUCUUUAUACUAUUCACGGGAACAAACUAACUUCUCGAGAAUCUCCUCGCGAAAUACCAUCACACCAUUCUUGAUAACACAACAACAGAAAACAAAGAAUUGCUGGGCUAGUGAACGAAAGAGAAAGUGUCUCAAGUCCACGAUUCGAUCUGAACGACGAUUUGCAAAAACCGACGAAAAUCAUGAGAAGUCACGUGUCCAAAGUAACUUACCAGAUGAUGUAGAAGAGGAGAGGAAACCAAAUGUCAAGGCAAUCAACCGCUUUCGAGUGGCUAUCCUUUGUGUACGCGUUCUGGUCGGAUGGUUACGGAUUAUAAUCAACAUCAGUGACCGUAAGACGCCCCGGACAGCAGCAGAGGAGCAGUGGUAUACCCUGUACAAUAGUAACGAGGCCCGGGCACUGGCCUUCAACAAGGCACUGUUCGCACGGGAGAGGACACUUGCUAAAGUACCAAACUGGGCAAAGGAGAUUCUAAACCUUGACCCAGAAGACCGGACGGAAGAUGAUUGCCGGAGACUUCACGCCCUACUCAGAGGACUUAAAAGCUUCGACAAAUUUACAGAGAAAAUUCAACUGUCUAUGUGUAGGGCUUUUCGCUACAUCAUUGUGGAGCAUGGCCGAGUGAUUUUAAGACGAGGACAUGUUGGAUUUAAUUUCUACUUUAUCUUCUCUGGGUCUGUAUUUGUGAACCUGGAGGAUAGAAACAUCGACGGAGAAAAGUUUGAGAAAACUGAGACCGUUCUACUUCGAGGGGAUGCUUUUGGAGAGUUGGCUCUCCUCCGAGACAUCAGACGGACAGCGUCGAUCACGUGUCGGGAGGUAUGUGAAAUGCUGGUAGUGGAUAAGGACACGUUUUCAAAGGUUUGUCCCAAAAUCUUUGAAGAGGAACUGGAGGAAAAGGAACGCUUUCUUUGCCAUUUGCCGUUAUUUAACAGCCGAGUAUGGACUAAAGAGACGAUCAAACGUGUCUGUACAGAAGCUCAAAUUCAGGAGUACAAGACCAAUAAGGUGAUAGUGGUCGACACUGACGAGGACUGGAUUUACGUCUGUAUGGAGGGUAAGUGUCAGAUCAUCCGGAGAGUGGCAUUAGACGUCCAGUCAAGUCAUAAGAAAUCGUCAGAGGCGAAACGAGCGUCAACUCCACUGUUGUCUGACGAGGUGCUUGACAUCCUUGGAAAACUCAAAAACAUACAGGACAAGAACAAACAGGAGGCAGAAUCAGAAGAUUUGGACGACGAACUUGGAAAGGAAAGAAUGCUGGAUUCGAUGUCAUUGGAGUACCGCCAAGACGGAAGGACAAAGGACUACAUUAGCACUCUGCUGGAACAGCGUCGCCGGUUAAUGAAGAGCAAAGACAAAGAAGUUGUCACAAAGAAAAAGGAAGUGGUGUCAAAAAAAGGACCGACAACUCUGACAUCACUGAUGGCACAAAAUAAGAAAAGUCCAGACGGAAAAGACUACGUUUAUUUGGAUAUCGGCUGCUUACAUAGCAAAGACAUAUUUGACCUGUUUUGUAUUAUGUAUCCGUCAAGACGUCCGCCUAACAGUACUCUGAUACUUGUUAGCCUAGGUACCCGGAUGUUGAGGAUAAAACGGAAGAAUUUCUUCAACACGACAAGUCAUGAUGCUCUGCUACAUGCCAAACGACUUGCAAAGAAAGAUAGACAUCCCAGCGAGGAAAUGAUCCUAAGAUCCUAUCAAGAAAAGACGAUGUGGGAUAACUACAAGUCUGAUGUUGUGGCAGAAAUCGUAGGACCGCAUCUAAAGAAAAAUGGUCGAUUCUCGAACAUAUCCAAAGACCAAAUAAACAUCAUCAAACAAAGAAAUGAACAGAACGAGAAUCUCUUAUCAACGUUACAUAGAAACAAGGUAAUUUCCGAGGUGAUGAAGACAGAUGAUGAUGCUGAUGAUGAGAGUGAUGACGAAACAAAUAAUUACGGCGAUAUCGUUCCACAGGCCAAUUUUGUGCACCCUCACACACUAAACAUAAAGGCGAAGGCCUCAGCAAUCUAGUCGUCUUUUAAGUAUCUUUCUAUUUCACCUCAAACAUAUCAAUACUUUCGUUUAUAGCAUAAACAUUUCAUCUAAUGCAUGCAUGAUUAGGUGAAUUAUUGACAUUUAAAAUAACGCCCGAUGCAAUUCGCGAGAUUGGGAGUAUCCUUGUUCGAGGUCGAAGCAGCAACUAUCGAAUGUAAGUUAUACAUAUUUGUUUUGGAAGCAGCUAUGUUUACUAACUAAUAAUUUACAGUGUCUUAACAUACAGUGGUAUUUUAAUUUAUAUUCAGGUAUCAAUCCAAAAUUAGAUACAUAUAUAAGUAGCAUAAUAGCAUCUUUAGAAAUAGAUAUAUAGAGGUUACACAA